UGUGAGUGGUUCGAUUUUUAGGUUAUAUUCCCGUAAAUAAAACAACUUUCCUUAUUUUCUAAUCAGGUGGUGGUUUAUUAAUACAUAAAACCAAAGGUUAGUUUAGAUGGACGGCAACGAGAAGGAGAAGCCUCCAGACGAGGAUGGUGAUAACGGUAUGGACUGGGAGAAAUACACGCGCAAGCGUAACUUGGAUUUAUCACCAACCAAGCUGGAGCCUUCCCCCAAAAAAAUUGUAAUUGACCCGGCAGAGUCCGAAAAGCAGUCGGGUAAUACAAAUAGUGCAGUUGAGGAGCCCGGUACUAGUAGGAUGGUCGAGUCUCAUGCGAACAGUCAAAAAGAGUCAGUUGAAAUAAACAAAAGUAACUCAACUGAAUUUAACCCGCAUCUAUACAAACACCCCAGUCUAGACAGCAAAUCACGAGAGUAUGGUGCCAACGAUGAUGGACCUUUCAUAGUGCAUGUCUCUAGAGAGGCCGCCCCUUCCUCCAGUGCCACUCUAAAACCCAUAAAUGUAGGCCUUUUACUAACUCAGGCAAACGUCAAUAACAUCCAGAAGGACGGUGGCAUUAAAUCGGUGGGUCGCAACAGAGUAGCGGUCACUUUCUCCACAGCUGCGGAUGCAAAUAACUUCCUUAAGCACCCGCUUCUAGGCAAAAAUAAGUUUAUAGCUGAUAUCCCUUCAUAUCAUGUAUCUCGAAUGGGAGUGGUGCGAGGAGUUCCUUCAGACUGGACUAUGGAGGAAUUGGUCAAUGGAACGUCCCUUAGAGAAGGUAAAGGGAAGAUCCUUAAAGCUCGUCGACUUCAACGGAAGAUACUUAAAGAUGAUGGCUCCCCGUCUUGGGUUCCGACUCAAUCGGUAGUAGUAACUUUUGAGGGUCAAAGCUUGCCUGCCAAAAUUUUUGCAUACUACACCUCAUUAGUUGUGGACGUGUAUCAGCUGCCAAUAAUCCAAUGUAGGAAGUGCGCCAAAUGGAGCGACAUUCUACCGAACGACGUUGCGCCUUUAAUGGUCACACUUGCAGAGCGACUCACCUUUCAUAAUAGGUCACCAGGUCAACUUUUUACAAUGGAAUAGUCGGAGUAUCAUCCCAAAGAAACCAGAACUUACCCAGUUGAUCAAUGAUCAUGCUGUGUCCGUUGCGGCCAUCUCGGAGACAUGGUUACGUCCCGGGGCUCUUUUUAGAGUACCGGGGUUCUCGUGCCUCCGGGAGGACCGUAGUGACGGACGUGCUGGAUGUGCGUU
This is a messenger RNA of Leguminivora glycinivorella, 1246 nucleotides long. RefSeq lists its product as uncharacterized. The record is from RefSeq and is a predicted model, not a curated record. The transcript has 2 exons. Bases 107 to 1078 code for a protein of 323 amino acids. NCBI's taxonomy places the organism in Eukaryota, Metazoa, Arthropoda, Insecta, Lepidoptera, Tortricidae.